Messenger RNA from Centrocercus urophasianus (Greater sage-grouse), 4477 nucleotides. RefSeq names its product neuronal PAS domain protein 3 (gene NPAS3). Lineage: Eukaryota; Metazoa; Chordata; Aves; Galliformes; Phasianidae. The coding region runs from base 1 to 3408 and encodes 1135 amino acids. Gene Ontology annotation, biological process: regulation of transcription by RNA polymerase II. The record is from RefSeq and is a predicted model, not a curated record. Gene Ontology annotation, molecular function: DNA-binding transcription factor activity, RNA polymerase II-specific; RNA polymerase II transcription regulatory region sequence-specific DNA binding; protein dimerization activity. The transcript has 16 exons.
AUGGACGGCGGCAGCGGCAGCAGCAGCAGCGCUAGCGAGCGAGCGAGCGAGCAACCUGCAGAAGGACCGCGCGGAGGAGCGGGAGCCCGCUAUGCUUUGGCCUCACAGCAGCCGCAGCCGCAGCAGCACCGGGCCGCGCCGCCGCCGGGGCCGGGGCUGGCUGCCAUGGCGGGGGGGGGGGACGCCGCCGGCACCGCCGCUCGCCCCGCCGGGCGCCGCGAGUUCCUCCGAGUGCGCCGCCGCACCCCGCGUCGCCACCGCCGCGCACGCACCGCCGCACCAACACAGGGCGGCCGGCGGCAGCCCCGCUCCGUAGCCCUAUCGCCACGGCUCGCAGCGGCCGCCGCUCGGCAGGGCGCGUUGGCGAGCGGGUGGAAGCAGACUGCCCCAAAUGAGAAACUGAGCCCAGAAACACUGAGCACAGGGCGUGUGGUCAUUAACUGUUGCACACCAGGACAAGGCUGUACUGACAUGCAGCUGAUCGGGAGAUGCCUGCAGUGGGAACAAAGUGUGUCCUCAGAAGUCAAUUUGGGAUGUGCUAUUUCUGAGAGUAGUGAAGGUGUAAAAUAUGAGCUUUUUCAAUUGUGGGCUUAUGGUGGUUUUGAGUUCCUGAUUGAACUGAUGCAACUUUUAAAAUUAGAUAUUCCAAAUGAGAGUGAUCACAAACUCUGUGGAAAGAAUCUCUUCUGGAGAUCCCUCCUCUGGCGUUUUGAUGCAAGCCUGGGAUGCGGAAUAACUGUCCAGCAUCCUCUGCCCAACCAAUCAGAAUGUAGGAAAAUCUACAGAUAUGACGGAAUCUACUGUGAAUCUACCUACCAGAAUUUACAGGCUUUGAGAAAGGAAAAGUCCCGAGAUGCUGCUCGCUCUCGCCGGGGAAAGGAGAAUUUUGAAUUCUAUGAGUUGGCAAAGUUGUUGCCACUGCCUGCAGCCAUUACCAGCCAGCUUGACAAGGCAUCCAUCAUUCGACUUACAAUUAGCUAUCUGAAAAUGAGGGACUUUGCUAAUCAAGGUGAUCCUCCAUGGAACUUGAGAAUGGAAGGACCUCCACCUAAUACAUCAGUAAAAGUUAUAGGUGCCCAACGCAGGAGAAGUCCCAGUGCCCUUGCCAUUGAAGUAUUUGAAUCUCAUUUGGGAAGUCAUAUUUUACAGUCCCUGGAUGGAUUUGUAUUUGCACUAAAUCAAGAAGGAAAAUUUUUGUACAUUUCUGAAACUGUCUCCAUCUACUUAGGCCUGUCCCAAGUGGAACUGACAGGCAGCAGUGUGUUUGACUACGUCCACCCAGGAGACCAUGUGGAGAUGGCAGAGCAGCUGGGCAUGAAACUUCCCCCGGGGCGAGGCCUUCUCUCACAGGGUACAGCAGAGGAUGGAGCCAGCUCAGCAUCCUCAUCUUCCCAGUCCGAGACCCCUGAGCCAGUCGAAUCUACAAGCCCCAGUUUACUAACCACUGACAACACUCUAGAGCGUUCUUUUUUCAUCCGAAUGAAAUCUACACUGACCAAGAGAGGAGUGCACAUCAAAUCGUCAGGAUAUAAGGUGAUUCAUAUAACAGGCCGCUUACGUCUGAGAGUGUCACUGUCUCAUGGACGGACAGUACCCAGCCAAAUCAUGGGACUUGUUGUCGUUGCUCAUGCUUUGCCACCUCCUACAAUUAAUGAAGUCAGGAUUGACUGCCACAUGUUUGUCACUCGUGUGAAUAUGGACCUCAAUAUCAUUUACUGUGAAAAUAGGAUUAGUGAUUACAUGGAUUUGACCCCUGUAGAUAUCGUAGGAAAGAGAUGUUAUCACUUUAUUCAUGCUGAAGAUGUGGAAGGCAUCAGGCAUAGUCAUUUGGACUUGUUAAAUAAGGGUCAGUGUGUAACAAAGUAUUACCGCUGGAUGCAGAAGAAUGGAGGUUAUAUCUGGAUACAGUCUAGUGCAACCAUAGCUGUCAAUGCCAAGAAUGCAAGUGAGAAGAAUAUCAUCUGGGUCAAUUACCUUCUCAGUAACCCAGAGUAUAAGGACACUCCCAUGGAUAUUGCACAACUUCCUCAUCUGCCAGAGAAAACCUCAGAAUCCUCAGAGACCUCUGACUCUGAAUCAGACUCAAAGGACAAUUCAGAGGACAAUGAGAACUCAAAGUCAGACGAGAAAGGAAACCAGUCAGAAAACAGCGAAGACCCUGAAUCUGACAGGAAAAAGUCAGGAAAUCAGUCAGAUAAUGAAAUGAACUGUAAUGAUGAUGGGAACAGCUCCAGCAACCAGGACAGCAGGGACAGUGAUGACAGCUUUGAGAAUUCGGACUUCGAGAAUCAAAAAGCUCCUGAGGACAGUUUUGGCACUCUUGGUUCUAUGCAGAUCAAGGUGGAGCGUUUUGUUGAGAGUGAGUCAGACUUGCGGUUGCAGAACUGUGAAUCACUGACCUCGGACAGUGCCAAGGACUCAGACAGUGCAGGGGAAGUAAAUGCCCAGUCUUCUAGCAAACAUCAAAAGAGGAAGAAGAGAAGAAAAAAGCAAAAGGGAGGCAGCAUGACCAGGAGAAGGCUGUCAAGCACCUCAAGCCCAAACGGACUUGACUCAGCUUUGGUAGACCAGCCCCAGCUGCUCUCGUCGCCAAACAGUGCCUCAGUGCUCAAAAUUAAAACAGAAAUCUCAGAACCUAUCAAUUUUGAUAAUGAUAGCAGUAUUUGGAAUUACCCCCCCAACAGGGAAAUCUCAAGGAAUGAAUCACCCUACAGUAUGACCAAGCCCCCCAGCUCCGAGCACUUCCCUUCCCCCCAAGCCAGCAGUAGUUUACAUGUCUCCAUUCCAGACUCUGUUCUCACCCCACCAGGGACUGAAAAUACUGCCAGCCGCAAAACUCAGUUCAGCACCUCAUCCAACUCAGCCUUGGCUCCUGUGUCCUCUGACCCUUUGUCACCCCCGCUUUCAGCAUCUCCAAGGGAUAAACACCCAGGUGGUCCCACAACUUCCAACUCUUUGUUGUACACUGGGGAUCUGGAAGCCCUUCAGAGGUUGCAAGCAGGCAAUGUGGUGCUUCCUUUGGUUCACAGGGUAACAGGAACCCUUGCCGCAACAAGCACUGCUGCUCAGAGGGUCUACACCACUGGCACUAUUCGGUAUGCUCCAGCUGAAGUUACUUUAGCCAUGCAGGGCAACCUCCUCCCCAACACCCACGCUGUUAACUUUGUUGAUGUUAACAGCCCCAGCUUUGGGCUGGAUCCUAAAACACCGAUGGAAAUGCUCUACCACCACGUUCACCGACUCAAUAUGUCGGGACCAUUUGGAAGUGCUGUGAGUGGGGCCAGUCUGACCCAAAUGCCUGCAGGGAAUGUGUUCACGACUGCCGAAGGACUUUUUUCCACUCUUCCAUUUCCUGUGUACAGCAAUGGCAUUCAUACUACACAGACUCUGGAACGGAAAGAGGAUUGAAAUAUGACCACAUACUGUGUUCAGUGUUAAGCUCUGAGGCAUAGACUAUGUUUUAAUUUAGACCUUUAAUUCUAGCACUUUGAAUUCGAGCAGGUCAGUUUAUUCUCUCAAUAUGACAGUCCCCAUUUCAUUCCCCUUCUCUUUAACUUGACUUAUUCUUUAAUGUAAAGAUAUUUUUUUAUUUUUGCCUUCAGAGAGUUGAAGUACCAGUUGCCUGCCAUUUUGUCUUCUUCUAAGAUGUGUGUUUUUUCCUUUGCAUCUUUAUUAAGAUGCCUUUAAUGUGUAUGCCUCUGCCAUAGAAUACUCAGUGUUGUGGUAAAGAGAUUUUAAAGUGACAACCAUUGGUUUUACUUCAAAAUGAUCUUGAUAUGAUCAAGAUUAAAAGAGACAAGCAUAAACAAUGUGCCCUGUUUGACUAAGUCAAAUGAAAAGGGGUUUUUGUUCCUAAUUCCUUUAAAAUAGGGGAUAGUAUUUUAGAAUUUUAUGCAGAGUUUAAUUCUCUUUUUAUGAUUAAGAUUUUCUUACUUGCACAUAAAAUAAUUUGGGUUCUUAAAAAGUUAAUUUCUGGCCUGUGACUAGAAUGUUGAAAAGUUGGACUAAAUGUUAAUUACUGAAACUUUAACUUAAUUUCUAAAACCAUGGUGCUAUCAUUUAUUAAUCUGUAAUAUCUUCAUACAAUUUGCAGCUUGUGGGCUGGGUUUUUUGAAAAGAAUGUGUUCUGUACUGGUCAAUAGUCGGGUGCUGCAGUCUCCUUGGUUAGUUAAGACAAAAGCCCUCAUUAACAUUUGCUGCAGGAUUUAAAUUUUUUACCUCCAAACUAACAAGCAUAGCCUCACAUUAAAUUUAAAUGGGUCAGGAAGCCUUUUUCAAAAAGCGCUUAAAAAUAAAAAACUCAAUUUAAUUGAUGCAAGGAGCAGUUUCUUAGGUGCAUAUUGUUUUGCUUUGGGGUUUUUUUUUUUGUUUGUUUGUUUUUCUCAGUGUAACUGAGGCUAAUUCUACAUCAAAUAACACUUCAGAGUAAAAAAAAAAAAAGAAAAAAAGAAAAAAACCACAAAAAAAAAAAAAACCA